Molecule: messenger RNA, 1407 nt
Organism: Kuraishia capsulata CBS 1993
Lineage: Eukaryota; Fungi; Ascomycota; Pichiomycetes; Pichiales; Pichiaceae
Exons: 1
Coding region: 1-1407 (468 amino acids)
Molecular function (GO): protein binding
Source: RefSeq, a predicted model, not a curated record
AUGACAUCUCAUGACUUCUACAUGCCAGAAAUCGAAUCUGCGAUCGCGCGGUCAUUAACAGAGAGGAAAGUGUUGUUGAUAUAUCUGUCGCCGAACUCGACAGCUCAAGAUACCUGGGAAUACGAUCGAAUCCGCCAUAACCAAAAUGCGGAGGUGUCACGUCGAAUACUGCUAGAAACCGUGCGCCUCAAGCUCGUGAAGGACACCCAAGGGUUCAACUACUUCCAGCAAAUAUUUCCUGGCAUUACCGUUCCGAGCUGCUAUUUAUUGCUGGGAUCACGCGUUCUGGAAGUGAUCAGUGAGUCCAUCAAUGUGGAGGCCUUCAACGAGAAGGUGCUACAAGUGCUGGAUGGUCACAUGGAGGCGAGAGAGCCAAGCGCAGAUAUUGUGGCAAAUCAGAGUGAGCAGCCUCAGGAGCAAUUUCCUACGCCAGCGGAAACUACUUUGGAGCCAGAGGUUGCGUCUCCGGAGCGUCAAAGAGCAAGCAAGAAGCCAAAGGUUUGUUCUGACCCGGCAAAGAUACCCAAAGCUAAAAAGAUCCUGGCGGAUCAGGUCAAUUCAAAGUCACUCGUGAAGGAAUCUCCUACUCAGAAGCCAAAUACUAGCUUACAAACAGAGAGACCUCAUGAAAACAUCCAUAACGAGAGUUUGGAGACCAGCCACGAUUUUGCAAUCCAAUUCAAACUGUUUGAUGGAAGCGUUCUGAGAGCUUCUUUCGAGAAUAAUGACACCCUCGCUCAUGUAAGAAAUUGGAUCAUCUCAGAGAGACAAGAGUACGAGUCUGAUUACUUUUGCUUCUACAAGCCGAUUGAUAGGAUCACGUAUUCAGAGGAGGACGAAAACCUCACUCUGAAGGAUUUGAAAUUGAAUCGGGCUAAUUUGAUCUUAAAACCUAUGGAUCCAGGCGAGAGCUCGUCGCACAAUUCUGUGGGUCAGACUGGAACUUAUGGAGUUUCUUGGUUGAAGACUGAAUUUUUCAAAAUAGGAUCCUUCCUUGGCUUUUCUGGAAAGAAAGAGCCGGAAAUGCCUGCCGAUGACGUUGUCGCAGAAGGAAGCAGUUUCAAAGCAGAUCCAGAGAUUUCAGAGGAUGUCUCAGCCUACCCUAGUUCUCUGGAAGCGUCUUCCGGCUCGACGAGGUGCUCGUCACCUCAUGAAAGUGAGAGGCCAGCCCUACACUUCAACUCGUCCACUUCACAAUUCAGUCUCAACGGGCCGAGUUCAAAUAAGCUGGUGAUAUCGCCUACCGAAGAAGUUUCAGUUGACCCUGUCGUGCAGCCAAGCAAUUUGCGGCCAUCAUCUAGAACCGAGUUCACCAACAACACUGAUGAAGAGAGAAAAACAUACAAUGGUAACUCCCUGGAAGUCAAGGACGAAAAUAAGGUAUGGGGGAAUAUGGAGGAUAGCUAA